Molecule: messenger RNA, 3817 nt
Organism: Mastomys coucha (southern multimammate mouse)
Lineage: Eukaryota; Metazoa; Chordata; Mammalia; Rodentia; Muridae
Gene: Ranbp3l
Product: RAN binding protein 3 like
Exons: 15
Coding region: 295-1764 (489 amino acids)
Biological process (GO): protein export from nucleus
Cellular component (GO): cytoplasm; nuclear pore
Molecular function (GO): GTPase activator activity
Source: RefSeq, a predicted model, not a curated record
GAAAGGAGAAAGUUUCAGGGCGCUUUGAAAUAAACUAAGAAUCACGUCGUGUUUCCAGCCAAAUAAGUUGGCAUCUUUGUAGGCAGGAGGUGCAACACUGGUAAAUAUUUACUGCAGAAUUCUUGACCAGGAAAAACUCUGGCAUGUUCUUUAAGGAGUAAAUGUUUUACAUGCAAGGCAAGAUCUGUGCGUGCCUCUGUGUUCUUUCCAAGUGACUUCUGAAGACAGUUUUUGAUAUCUGGCUAAGACAAACUGCUAUAGUGGCCCGAGAGCCACAGCCAGAUCGUUGGUACCAUGUCUACAACACAAAGGAAAGACGACAGCCACCUGUUCACCAAUUCGUGCACGUGUCAGCUGAAGGUGCAGGAGGACCAGCAACAGCAAGAUAAAUAUGUCAUUGCUCAACCAAUAUUUGUUUUUGAGAAAGGAAAACACAAUUUUAAGAGACCUGCAGAAGCCAGCCUGGAGGAAACAGCAGAGCCUGAAUUCACUGGUUUCUUGAGAAAGCGUGUAAGGUCUUCAUCUGUCACGCUUCACACUACAGAUUCUCAGUCUCUAGGAGUGGCAGCUUUGUCUCAGACGCGCCUGAGGUCCUCGUCAUUCACGGAUGUCCCAACCUUCCCUCCAUGCAGGCCAGUGAGGAAAAACAAUGUUUUUAUGACAUCACAUCUACUACAAAGGAAUAAUGACAUGAACAACGUAGAGCAAGGUCCCCCCGUGAGACCUUCGGAACUUGUUCUAAGACCGGCUAUUCUGCAGCCAUCUCAAACUCAAAGCUGUCAGAAAGUAGACACAACAUUUGUACCCAGUGCAUCGAAAUCCUGCAAAACUAAGGAAAAUGCCGAGCACGAGAUUUCUGAAUUGAACUCUAGUUUACUAAGUGAAAAUUUACCAAAUGCCAGAAGUUCAGUCCAGCUGUCUACUGAUCCAUGCAUCUCAGAAGCACUAUCAGGAUGCCAACCAAAUGAAGAUAUGUGUUCUUUUAAAAGCUGCAGUUCUGACUUCGUUUUUGGAGAAAACAUGGUAGAAAGAGUUUUGGGCACUCAAAAGCCUACCCAGCCUCCACUUCAAAAUCUUUCAUAUGCCAAGGGAAAAACAUUCAAAUCUGUUCUGAAACUUCCUAAUACUGCUUCAAAUUCAAAUUCUAUUAAAAACAUAUCCCUGAUUGAGUCAGCUGCUGCUUUUUCCUCCAAACCAUCCCAGAAAUGCUUGCUUGAGAAAAUUGAUGUCAUAACAGGAGAAGAAACAGAAUAUAAUGUGUUAAAGAUCAACUGCAAGAUCUUUGUAUUCAACAAAGCCACACCAUCCUGGAGUGAAAGAGGCCAAGGGAUCUUGAGGCUGAAUGACACAGCUGGCCGUGAGUGCGGAACACUGCAGUCAAGACUAAUCAUGCGCAACCAAGGCAGUCUGAGGCUGGUCCUCAACAGCAGACUCUGGGCUCAGAUGAAGAUUCAAAGAGCAAGUCAUAAGAAUUUGCAAAUAACUGCGACUGACUUAGAAGAGGAUGGUAUAAAAAUAUUUUUAAUUCAGGCUAGUGCCAAAGACAUAGGCUUUCUGUAUGCAGCAAUACACCACCGUCUUGUCGCUCUUCGAAGCCUCAGUACGCAGGGUGAUGGUGGUCCAGCCGAAAGCCACUUGGAUUCAGUCCUCCCGCAGUUCAAUGGCGAGAGCUGUGAUGAGGAUGAGGAUGAGAUCACACAAGUCACUAAAAAUGGAUCAGAUCCUUCAAGGUGGAGCCACAGACAGUCAAUUGUCUGUUCAUAAGCCCUGUCUGCCAUAAACAUGACAUCCACAGAAAGAAUGGCCACUCCACUGAAACGUCAGACCAUCCAUCCUCACUGAGAAGACUUUACUCAUACCUUAAAGAGAUUUUAUUAAUUAAAGAAACAAACACAAUUUAUUGUAAUUAAAAGUUUUAUGUUUUACAUUUUCAUUAUUGUGGACAGAAUUUAAGAAAUGGACUUCUGAAUUUAUCAUUUUGUGGAUACUCUAGAAUAAGAUUUGAUAACUAAUUUGGACUAUUCAUCACAUUGAUGGAUACAUUAAUUAAAAGUACAAAUUGUUGGCUUUGAUAAAUCUUUGAUAAAUAUCUAAAGUAUCUAUUUUAAGUCAUACAUUGUCUGGCUAUAGAACAAAUAUUUUACUAAAUUUACAGUCAUCUCUUUAAAAAAUACAAUAACUGAAAGGCAUUUCAUUAAAUCAUGUGUGUCUUCUGAAAAAUGUAUAUUUUCACUAACACUUUGAAUUUCCUAAUACAUACAUUCAUGUAAGAAUUCUUUUACAAGAGUGUCUAUUCAUGGACUUUUAGCCAUUGCAUCUUAUGUAUUUGACUCAAAGUCAGCUCACAACAGUUGAUGAAUAAUUUAACAAAAUGUAUAACCUAUGUGUCAAAAAAAUAUACAGAAGCCAAAUAUCAAUGUGCUUUAUUUAUAUGAUCAUCUUACUAGUCUAAUAGGUGUAAGGCUAUGUAGAAGCCAUUUUAUAAUACAUAUCAUAUAUGGCCAAAUGAAUAUCUCAAAUUCCAUCAUUAUGAUAUAGUAAUUUCAAUAAUUUUUAGCAGAUGCUUUAUGCCUUUUUGAUAUUUCAGGGAUACUUUAUGAAUCACACAUGAAAAUCCACAUCAGAAUUUAGGGUCAUUUUAUUUUAUUAGUAGCCCUAAACAAUAUCAUUUUAGGAUAAAGAUGCAAGAUCCGAAAUGGUUUUUGAUGUGUUCUAAACUCUGAUAUACCUGUAAUAAGGGUGUAACUUUACAAACUGCUACACUGAAGAAAAUAUUCUUUGAAAGUAUACAGAUGAAUAUAUAUUUUAAAAGUUGGCAGUGCUUUAUUGCCUCCAUACAAGAGAAGCAUCAAAUCUCGGCUUAAAUCUGAAAGUUUAGCACACAGCGGCUAAGUAAGGUCUUCUAGAGGAGGAUUUAAUCAAUAUGUUCAAAAGAAGAUAAAAAAGGUACAGAGAAGAAGGAUUUACCAUCAAGGAAAGGAGUAAACACAGGUAAUUAAGAUUAUCUCUCUCCCCCUACUCUGUGGCAGAACACAAAUCAGUGGAUAAUUCUUACAAGAAACAUGACCAGGGAGGCAUUUGAAGAAGAUAUGAAAGUAUUGGUUCACCUACAGUAUGUUAUUUUUGAGGGAACAUUAUGAUUGUAUGAUGAUUUUCAAAGUGAAGCAGAGAACAGAGACCCUCUUUAUCUCUUGGUAUACUUCUUGUUCCCAUACUGGAAUGGAAAUGAAGUAAUAUUUUUUGUGUGUUCCCAUAUUUUAAUAUAAGUUGAAUCAACCGAUUUUCUUUGGUCUUCUGUACAGAUGGCAAAUGAGAAACAGACUUACUUGUAACCUAUGCAGAAAUGCCAGGAGGUGCCCAAGUAGGUUAGAAUGUCAGCAAGGCAGAGAGACAAUGCCAACUUCAGGGUCAAGAAAACAGUGACAAUGAGCAGAGACAUGACAUAAGGUGCAAGAGUCCUCCAUCUUGACUAGAAGAAACAUUUUCUAGUUUUCCUUUAUCUUGUAUUUUAAUCUAGCCUCCUCCUGCCCCCACUUUUUGGGUUUUCUACAUUCUUUCAAUGUGAAGCAAUCAAUUAUACAAUAAUAUUCAUUUUCAUAAGUGAUUCAGACAGGUGAGUUCAAAUCUUACAUUCUGGAUUUCCAUAUAAGCCAUUUUUUAUUAAAAUCUGAUUAACUAAUCUCCAAAUAUAUUACACAUAUAUCGAAUUUUAUAUUGAAUUAUGUGUCGUAUAUAAAGAUAAUCUAAAUAUUGUCUUUCAAUAGUAUUUACUCCAAAUGUUUAGCAUAAUUGUGAAUCAUUAAAAUGCUUCCUGUUA